UAAAUAUGACUCCAUGGCCCCAAUCUCCGACCGGGAACAGCUCUCGGUUGUGUAACCGCUCAGGUUUCCUCUCGGCGUUCACGCGGAGCCGGGCUUCCGAGCCUGAGCGCGGGCGGGAGCCCAGCCUCGCCUCCGGUCCGGGCGUGACCUUGGCGGCCCGGCCCCUGCGAGCCCCGUGUCCCCAGUCCGGGAGCCCGAGAUGACAGCUCGCCCCCCGGACCGCCCCGCGCCGCCCCGCAGCCCCGGGAUUGGCUCCCACCCGGUCGCGCCUCCGCCUCCCACCACCGGGUUGCGCGGCGCCAGCCUGCUGGGCCCCAACCCGGAAGUGCGGCUCCCGGGCGCCGCCUCAGCGGACCGGGGCCGCCGCGUGACGACAGCGAGCGCGGCCAAUGAGCGCGGGCGGCAGCCGCGGCUUGAAGGAAGUCCCGCCCAGCGCCGUGCGGGGGCGGGGCGGCGAGCGGCGGGGCGGGCGCAGGUUGAGGGCGGCCAUUGCUGGAGCUCCGCUCUGGAGAGGAGGACGCUGAGGAGGCGCAGAGGCGCGCGGGGCUGCGUAGGAACCCGAGCCGCCGCGGGGCCCAUGGCCAGGACCACCAGCCAGCUGUAUGACACCAUUCCUAUUCAGUCCAGCGUGGUGUUAUGUUCCUGCCCAUCCCCAUCAAUGGUGAGGACCCAGACUGAUUCCGGCACGGCCCCUGUUGUUCCCAGCGGUGGUAGCAGGCAGGGCCCCACCAUGGACAGCACUGCAACCGAGUCCCGACCAAGUGCCAACUCACUGCAACAUGCUGCACAGCCGCCACCACAGCCUCGGAAGAAACGGCCAGAAGACUUCAAAUUUGGGAAAAUUCUUGGUGAAGGAUCUUUUUCAACAGUUGUUCUGGCCCGAGAACUGGCAACCUCAAGGGAAUAUGCUAUUAAAAUUCUAGAGAAACGUCACAUUAUCAAAGAGAACAAGGUCCCGUAUGUAACCAGAGAGAGAGAUGUGAUGUCGCGCCUGGAUCACCCCUUCUUUGUUAAACUUUACUUCACGUUUCAGGAUGAUGAAAAGCUGUAUUUUGGCCUUAGUUAUGCCAAAAAUGGAGAACUACUUAAAUACAUUCGCAAAAUUGGUUCAUUCGAUGAGACGUGCACCCGGUUUUACACAGCUGAGAUGGUGUCUGCGCUAGAGUACUUGCAUGGCAGGGGCAUCAUUCACAGGGACCUGAAACCAGAAAACAUUUUGUUAAAUGAAGAUAUGCACAUCCAGAUCACAGAUUUUGGAACAGCAAAAGUAUUAUCCCCAGAGAGUAAACAAGCCAGGGCCAACUCGUUUGUAGGAACAGCCCAGUAUGUUUCUCCAGAGCUGCUCACAGAGAAAUCGGCCUGUAAAAGUUCAGACCUUUGGGCUCUUGGAUGUAUAAUAUACCAGCUUGUAGCAGGACUCCCACCGUUCCGAGCCGGAAACGAAUAUCUUAUAUUUCAGAAGAUCAUUAAGUUGGAAUAUGACUUUCCUGAAAAAUUCUUUCCUAAGGCAAGAGACCUUGUGGAAAAACUUUUGGUUUUAGAUGCCACGAAGCGAUUAGGCUGUGAAGAAAUGGAAGGAUACGGCCCCCUGAAAGCUCAUUCAUUCUUUGAAUCCAUUACGUGGGAGAAUUUGCAUCACCAGACACCUCCGAAACUCACCGCCUAUUUACCAGCCAUGUCGGAAGAUGAUGAAGACUGCUAUGGAAACUACGACAAUCUCCUGAGCCAGUUUGGCUGCAUGCAGGUGUCAUCGUCAUCAUCCUCCCACUCCCUGUCUGCCUCAGACACGGGUCUGCCACAGAGGGCGGGCAGCAACAUCGAGCAGUAUAUCCAUGACCUGGACACUAAUUCUUUUGAACUGGACUUACAGUUUUCUGAAGAUGAGAAGAGGUUAUUAUUGGAGAAGCAGGCCAGUGGAAACCCUUGGCACCAGUUUGUAGAAAAUAAUUUAAUACUAAAAAUGGGUCCAGUAGAUAAGCGAAAGGGUUUAUUUGCACGACGACGACAGUUAUUACUUACAGAAGGGCCACACUUAUAUUAUGUGGAUCCUGUCAACAAAGUCCUGAAAGGUGAAAUUCCGUGGUCACAGGAACUCCGACCAGAGGCCAAGAACUUUAAAACCUUCUUUGUCCACACGCCAAACAGAACGUAUUACCUGAUGGAUCCGAGCGGGAACGCUCACAAAUGGUGCAGAAAGAUUCAGGAGGUGUGGAGGCACCGAUACCAGAGCCACCCAGACAACACCGUGCAGUGACAGCCCACCGCCUGCCCUCGCUGCCAGGACACGCGCCCCGCCAGCUCAGCGCGCUCCGGGACGCUUCCAGGCCACCUGCCAGCCGUCUCCAGGGGAAUGUAGACAGUGGACCCUUGCAGCUUUUUUAUUUAAAAGAAAAGAAGAAAAAAAUACCCAACAACACAAAGAACAAAACCAAUAAUGAACAGGAAUUCAGGGUCGCUUUGCUUGCUCUCUGUGCUCUAUGGAGGUCUCCCCGAGCUGUCCUUGUUGCCAGGACCCAGUGCUGUGCACGUCUACCUGAUUCCCACCUGGACCAGUGGACCAGUCCACCAGCUCUCCGCCGUGCACCCCGGUCACCUGCUGGUCUUGCUGUGACCUAGGGGACAGGGUGUGUCUGGGCCCUUUCUGCCCUCUAGGUGACCAUGGAACUCCUCACAGGGAGCUGUGUGUGCUCUGCUGGGGCGGCCUCUGAUCUCCAUGGGGUGGGAAGGUUCUUGGCCUUUGUCCAUGUGCUCUUUUCCUCAUGUCCCUAGAUCAUGGCUCAUCCCCUGUGCUGCGAGCUCUUGCUUUCCUCCUGAAGUAGCUCUGGCUGCAAGAUUUCUGUCUGCAGGUGCUCCACAUGUGACUGCCAGGCAGGCUCCCAGUGGUGAGAAGUGGGACAGGCUAUCGGGUGAAAUACAAGCCACUGCCCGCAAGGUUCCGAUCCAUCAUCCCUUGGAGCGGUGUUGCCCUCCGGGGCUGGAGCCCAGGCACAUGCUGAAGGGAGCAUGGUCAGCAGUAAGCCCGGUGAGCCCAGCUGCACAAGCAGACGGCUCUGCCGGCCUCCUAAGACCAGGGCAGCCUGGUGGUCUCCAUGUGGAGGAGUGAGACCUGAUGAGCCUUCCCGAGGGUCUGUUUAAAAGUACAGGACUCCCCCAGACCAGUUAAUUAGGAACCAAGAGACUCCUCACAAAUUGGACGGUACUCAGUCAUCUGGGUGGUGGGAGGAGUGCAUGCUCCCAGCCAGUACUCACACGCACCCUUUUCAAUGUUGUGAUUGAAUAUGCUCACAGCCAAAAAUUCUUACAUCCCAGCAGUGAGAAUCUAACACCUUCUCGUGGUGCCAGGUUAUCUGGUCACCGUCAAGUGGACUUUGCCUGGAAAAAAAGGGUUAACCCGCCUUGCACUUGAACCCAGCUCCCAGCCUGCUCUCCUUCCAUUUCCAGUUCCCUCCUUUCAGUGCUUAGAGGCAGCACCUACCCUCCGGUAGCCUCACAUGGUCCGGGUUCUGCUCGUCCUUUGAUUUUCUCUGCUGCUGCUCCCCAGACGGUGGGUCUUGGCUGUUCCUCUCCCUUCCCAGGUGUCCCGGGGGCAGCCCUCUGUUCAGUGGGGAGAUCCGGGCCUGCAGGCUGCUCCAGGGGGUGAACACCUUUUCCUUUAGCCUUUCACCACGGCACUGGCAAAGGCUCCCACAGGAAAGCCCCUCGGGCUUCCUGCCUGUCCCGUCUCACACACCGCUCACCUCUGUGGCCGGCGUCCAGGCAGAGAGAGAGGCUGCUCACAUUGUCUGGUGGUCAGAGUGGCUGUGCUUCCCCCGGGAGGGAGUGGGCUGGGGGACUCACUGCUGGGCAGGAGAGGGCUGAGCAGAGGUUGUAGCCAGGUUUGCUGGUGGUUUCUGUUCGAGCCUGUCCUCUGCUGUGAAAUCUGAG
This is a messenger RNA of Pipistrellus kuhlii (Kuhl's pipistrelle), 3924 nucleotides long. RefSeq names its product 3-phosphoinositide dependent protein kinase 1 (gene PDPK1). Gene Ontology annotation, biological process: intracellular signal transduction; peptidyl-serine phosphorylation. Gene Ontology annotation, molecular function: ATP binding; protein serine/threonine kinase activity. The record is from RefSeq and is a predicted model, not a curated record. NCBI's taxonomy places the organism in Eukaryota, Metazoa, Chordata, Mammalia, Chiroptera, Vespertilionidae.